Engraulis encrasicolus (European anchovy) is the source of this 2571-nucleotide messenger RNA. It is a transcript of the gene sde2, whose product is annotated as SDE2 telomere maintenance homolog (S. pombe). Gene Ontology annotation, cellular component: nucleus. The record is from RefSeq and is a predicted model, not a curated record. Lineage: Eukaryota; Metazoa; Chordata; Actinopteri; Clupeiformes; Engraulidae. The transcript is spliced from 9 exons. The coding region runs from base 129 to 1388 and encodes 419 amino acids.
AAAGAAGCAUAUCUAAAAACAAAGUAAUUUAAUCCGGCCCAUAUUCGCGUUUCAUUAUUUAGGCGUUUUCCAUUACAUUGGUCCUCUUGGGGUGCCGUAACCAGAAGACAAACAUUCAGCCAGGCAACAUGGAGGUGUUUGCGAUUUUCCCUUCUCUUCAGUCGAGGAGUUUAACCUUUUCUCUUGGAUCAACUGUUCAGAAUUUAGUCGACCAAUGUGCUUCUGAGGAUGGUAUCCCUGCAGCAGACCUGUAUGUCAAAAACAACGGCCGACUGUCCUCCACGUACGACACUCUUCAGAAUGGCGCCGUGUAUCGCCUGGAGCCCCGCUUAUAUGGUGGCAAAGGAGGGUUCGGCUCCAUGCUCAGGGCGCUGGGUGCCCAGAUCGAGAAGACGACCAAUCGCGAGGCCUGUAGAGACCUGAGUGGCAGGAGACUCAGAGACGUCAACCACGAGAAAGAGAUGGCAGAGUGGUUGAAGAAGCAGGCUGAUCGUGAGGCUGAGAAGGAGCAGCGGCGAGCUGACAGACUGCAGAGGAGACUAGCUGAGCCCAAACAUUACUUCAGUGACCCGGACUACGACCAACAGUGCCACGACCUCUCAGAACGCCUCGAGGACUCUGUACUUAAAGGUAUGCAGGCUGCCUCCAGCGGUGUGGUCCAGGCUGAUGAGGGCUCCAGCCGGAAGCGUCCCGCUACUGCAGCUGCUGCUGCUGCACCCGCUGCACCCAGACCUGCCAAGACCAAGUGCCUGUGGACGGGUAUGGAAGACCUGGGCAGCUCUGAGGAGGACAGUGACGAUGGUGACGUAGACGUCUCUCCAUCCACAUCCUCCAGCGCCUCCUGCAGUUCAGGAGGACAGGGUGCAUCCAUAGCCAGAGGGAAGAUGGCCACAGCCACCGUUACACAGGUGAGUCAGCAGGAGGAGUCGUGUUCCUCCUCCAGCUCUGGCAGCAGCUCUCCAGCUCCACGCAGACCCCCAGCAGAGGAAGAGGAGGAGGACCAGGAGACCCACCACAUGCAGGCCCAGGCAGCCGCUGAGCAGGCCCAGCCGGAGGAGACCCCGCAGGGGAGCACGUCAAGCGAGGCUCAGGCUCCACAGGCCUCAGUGGAGAUGGAGAAGGUAGACAACAGCAGCAGUAGCAAUGCACAGGCUGCAGAGGCGAAGCCGGCAGGCCCAGUGGAGUUGUCCACAGUAGAGAGCGUUGAGCAGCUGGAGGCAAUGGGCCUGGACUACCUGAAGAGGGAGCUGUCGGACCGCGGCAUGAAGUGUGGAGGCACCCUACAGGAGCGAGCAGCGCGUCUCUUUGCCGUCAGAGGGAUGGACCCUGCAGACAUAGACCCCGCCCUCCUGGCCAAGCCCAGCAAGAAGACCGCCAAGAAGAAGUGAUGCGUAGAGUAGGGAGGGGAGGAGUUCAGGAGGAAGAGGAGGAGGAGGAGGAGGAGUGAAGAGAGUAGCCCAGCCAAAGAUUUUCUUAGUAGAGUAAGAUGAUUCAAACUCUGCCCACCCAAUGCAAAGGAGUGUGCUCAAGUUUGGUCUUCUAGGAGGGGGUGUUGUCCCCUCUGUCUUAUUGUCUUUCUGUGGCGUUUGGUGAUGGCUUGCGUAAGAUCUGCGCUACCGCCAUCUACAGUGCUAUGAGAACUCCAUGUAAUCUCUCUCAAUCUAAGUCCCUAACUGAAGGUCUCCUAAAAGGGCUUUCAUUCGACGUCACAUGGAUCCAGGAAACUAACUGGCUUGAUGUAACUUGCUCUACUAGGGGGAUCUUUGAGUGUAGCUGCAAGUUAUUCUAAUUGUCCUUUUCUUCGCUUUCCGGCCUUGUAGCACAAGCCUUGAUGUCAGCAAUUUCACCCGGAUGUCUAGUGAAAAAAUAUAUAAUUAAGAAGUCAUUCUCUCAUUUUUAAUCAGGCUAUAGAAUGGGGGAAGGCCCACAAAAAAGGGGAUUCUUCACUGUUUGAUAGCGGGGAAUUUUUUUUAUUUCUUUUUCAGUAUGGAGGAAGGGUGACACUGAGGCAAGAGACCAGUGGCGGGAGGAAUUAGAAUGACUUGCAGCCCUGUAUUUGUGAGAGUGGGGUAGUAUGAUAACAGAUAUCACCGAUUGCAGACAUUACAGCACCAGAUUUAUUAGACUGGGGUAGUAUGACAAGGGUGUACUGGUGCCCUGUUGUCUGCAAUCAUUGAUGUCUUGUGUUAUUAUUACUUUUCAUUUUAUUUCCCUGCUUUUUGUUAUGUAACUAACUUCAUUUUCCACAUGUGGGUGUAAUUUGCUCUCCAUACAUGUGUAAAAUGUAAUGUUGGUUAUUUUAUUUCUGUGCUAUUUUUGCAAAUGUGACACGUAAACAUAGUGUUUAGGACAGAGUGUUUCCCCAUUCAUGACAGAGAAUUGUGGAAAAAAGAAAAUGUCAAAGUUUAAGGGUUUUUUUUAAUUGUGUUUUUUUUUCUUGACUGAGACAUGCUUGUAAAUAGGGACUUUUCAAAUAUCGACGAUACAAAUGUGGCUUUUUGUAAUAUUCUUCAUGGCAACAUCAUAGUAAGCUGUCUGUAAUGGAAUAAAAAAACACCAGUUUUAUUUCCA